AUGGCCGCAAGGAAAGGGAAGCCGGAGAAGUUCAUAUGCGACCGGAUGAGCAAGUACUUGCCCGACGUCUUCUUCACGUCGUUGCUCGGCAAGAACCUGGCCGUUAUCUGCAGCGCCCCACGGAACAAAUUCCUCUUCUCGGGGCAGAGCAAGUGGGUUGCUUCCCCGUGGCCGUGCUCCAUGAAGAAGGCCUUAAUGUUCCUCACCGUGGUCAACAAUUCCUCCGUUGAAGAGUCGGCAAAGCUUCACAGCUUCCUUCCCGAAUUCCUCAAGCCGGAGACUCUCCAGCAUGACAUCCCUAUCAUGGACUCCAUGGCUACGGAACACUUGGAGAAAGAAUGGUCUCCCUCCAAGGACGUCAAGGUCUUCCUAUCCAAGAAAUACACCUUCACUGGCUUGUGGGUUGUUCAUGCGCGUCGAAGAUCCCAACCACGUGACCCGGUUUCCUCGUCCCUUCACUCUAGCCACGGCCAGUCUCAUGUCCGUGCCAAUCAACUUCCCCGGCAUGACCUACCGCUGAGCCAUCAAAGGAGGGAAAAUGAUCUGCGAAGAGCUCGUCACAAUAAUCAGGAGGAGGAAACAAGAGAUGCGGGAUGA
Eucalyptus grandis is the source of this 597-nucleotide messenger RNA. Its product is annotated as beta-amyrin 6-beta-monooxygenase-like. Gene Ontology annotation, molecular function: iron ion binding; heme binding; monooxygenase activity. Gene Ontology annotation, biological process: sterol metabolic process. Bases 1 to 597 code for a protein of 198 amino acids. Lineage: Eukaryota; Viridiplantae; Streptophyta; Magnoliopsida; Myrtales; Myrtaceae. The record is from RefSeq and is a predicted model, not a curated record. The transcript has a single exon.